AGUACGAAUCGUUCUUAAAGGGAGACAACUAAGAAAAAUACAAGAUGUCAGCGCCCAUAAUUUCUUAAAGUUGUUAUGACAAAAUACGACUUUUAACGGUUGAAUAUAUACCCCAGCGUCUUGAUUGCUCAUUUUUAAGUUGUGACGUUAGCUAAGCCAUGUACACAUUGUUUUCUGGGUUGUGGAAGUUUAUGUUUCAGAAGGAUGAGUACAAUAUUCUCAUACUGGGGCUGGACAAUGCUGGAAAAACUACCUAUUUGGAACAGACUAAAAUGAAGUUUACCAAAAACUACCAGGGCAUGCACUUAAAUAAGAUUACCACUACCGUUGGUCUAAAUAUUGGAACAAUAGUGAUAGGAGGUGUAAAGUUGAAGUUUUGGGAUCUUGGUGGUCAAGAAGAGUUACAGUCACUGUGGGACAAGUAUUAUGCAGAAUCUCAUGCUGUUAUUUACAUUGUUGAUUCAUCAGACAAAGAAAGAAUUGAUGAAUCUAAAGAAGCCUUUGAUAAGAUGAUUGUUAAUGAAACUUUGAAAACGGUUCCUUUGCUCUUGCUAGCCAACAAACAAGAUUUACAGGAUGUUGUGACAGUUGGAGAUAUAAAGUCCGUCUUCAACAGUAGUAGAGAACUUCUCGGACACAGGGAUUGUAGAGUAAAUGGCGUCUCUGCUUUAAAAGGAGAUGGCAUUAAUGAAGGUAUUGAGUGGAUGGUGGAUUGUAUAAAAAGGAACAGUUUAGUGCGACCUCCCAUGCAGAAAGAUAUUACAUGAAAUUUUUAUGGAUGGUCUCUUUUUUUGUGUACAUGUACUUUAUAUACAUGUGGGGACCAUUUUGUGAUACAUGUAAAUUGAGGGUUUAUUGAUAAAUUAUUCACAAGGAAGUUGAGUUCAUCAACAUACAAAUACAGUGUUAUCACAAUAUUUCACUAUAUUUUUCAGAAAAAUGAGGGACAGCGUUGCUUCAACCUGAACUAUGUUCAGCAUCAUUGAUACUUUAUUUAUUAUAUGUUAAAAAUCUGACUUUGAAAAAAAUGCGAAUUAGUGAAGUACUUAAAUUCAUUUUGUUUUUUGACUGAAGCUCAUUAGUGAGACUUGUGAUUAUAAAGGGUCUUGGACAUUUGCACCAUCUUCCCCAGACCUUUACCCACUUUUUUUUACAGUGGCAGACAUUGCCCCCUUGCAUGUUUGAAAGGGCUGACAUUUGCCCCUGUAAAAAAUUUGAAGGACACACAUUUGCCAUGCUAUUUCCCGUAUCCCGUUGCAUUUAUAAAUUUGGAGGGAAGAUGUUUUUAAUUUUGAUUUUUUUUUAAAAUUUGGGAAAAUGUCCGCCCUUAAAAAUUUUAAGAUGGGGGUGCAGAUUAUCUGCCCAUCAAAUGUCUGCCCCUUUCAAAGAUACAAGGGGGCAAAUGUCGGCAUCUGCAAAAACUGGGGGCAAACUUUGUGGUGGAUGGCUUUAAUUGUCCAAGACGCAAAUAUCUGUUUACAAAUUAUUAGAGCUUUGAAAAACUGUUUUGAAUGGUAUAUGAAUGAGCCCAAAGUGUCAGUAUGAACUUGUAAAAUAUGAUUUGUUUUUUUAAAUGAUAGUAUGGGUACCUCUGAAGAGGAGUACAGUUUACUGAGAGUUUUCAGGUUUAACUACAUUAUCUGUGCAUGAUGUAUGAUCAACUAAUGCCUUGUAUUAUUUAUUUUAUUAAUCUAAAAAUUGCAUAUGAAGUUAUUUGCCUCAAGGUGAUUUUAUUAUAUAAUAAAUAUCCCUUGGGGAUUAUUUUUUAUGAGGAUGACAUUCCACCAAAACAUAUAAACAGAUCUUCCAGAGUUUUACAUAGAAGGAUAUAUUGAGGUAUAAUGAUACCAGAUACCUUUCAGUUUAAAGAACAAUGUACAAUGUACACUAUAUGCCAACACAUUUAUUAAUCUUCAUUACUUCUACUCUUAGAAGUAAUGAAUAUUAAUAAAUGUGUUGGCAUAUAGUGUAAUUAAAAAUAAAACAUCUGGAAGCUUAAAGCGGUAUGCCUCCUGAUAAGGCAUACUAUUUCAAGAAAAUGGAGUAAAUUGUACUAAUAUUUACAGAAAAGUUAAAAGAUUCAAGUAAUAAUUUACAUAUUAUGUGACUGAUUUGCAAUAUUUAUAACUACAUGUAUAUUUUUAUUGUGUGACUAAGGCUGUAAGGGCUAUUUUUGUAUAUUUUGACUUCAUUUUAGUAAUUUGGAUUGUAAGUCUUGUUUGCAAUGUGUAAAUUAAAAUCUUAUCAGUAUUUUGCUAGAAAUACAUUUUCAAAAGUUUCAUGAAAAUAAGCAUUAAUCUGGAGGCAUGCUGCUUUAACAAACCAGAUGGCCAAAUUUGACAAAUAACCCAUUAAAGGAAGCACACUAUCUCUUUGAUAAUAUCUUCUUGAUAUAAGAAAUCAAUCUUCAUAUUUCUGUAAUAGUAAUGAGAGAGAAAUUACCAAAUA
Molecule: messenger RNA, 2448 nt
Organism: Ruditapes philippinarum (Manila clam)
Lineage: Eukaryota; Metazoa; Mollusca; Bivalvia; Venerida; Veneridae
Product: ADP-ribosylation factor-related protein 1-like
Exons: 8
Coding region: 159-767 (202 amino acids)
Biological process (GO): protein localization to organelle; Golgi to plasma membrane protein transport; intracellular protein transport
Cellular component (GO): Golgi apparatus
Molecular function (GO): GTP binding; GTPase activity
Source: RefSeq, a predicted model, not a curated record